This is a messenger RNA of Spodoptera exigua (beet armyworm), 1159 nucleotides long. NCBI's taxonomy places the organism in Eukaryota, Metazoa, Arthropoda, Insecta, Lepidoptera, Noctuidae. The record is from the annotation of a GenBank genome assembly.
CAAUUUUCGUCUAUCUAUAGGCGUCUAUAUAGGCGUAGAUAGACGUUGUCGAGUAACAGGUUUUAUGGAAGUUUCAAACAACAAGUCAUUAAAUAAUUUAAAAGUAUCUAAAUGUGUGAAAAUGAAAAGAAAACAUUUAAAAUUGAUAUUGUGUGUAUUUGUGCUGUGGUAUUUGUACAAGUAUUUUGGUGUUGGUGAAUAUCUACACGCAUCAAGCUUUGACAACGAUUUCCACUAUCCUCUCGAUGUGAAUGUAAGAGCCAUAGUAGAUGAUGUUUUAAGAUAUCAUAAUUUCACAGUGAAGCCCAUCAACUAUUACCCGUACAACUUCCUAAGCAAGUCUAACAAAUGCUUAAUUACUAAGAAAAUUGAUUUAAUGAUUGUGGUCAAAUCAGCAAUGGAUCACUUUGGCCACAGAGACGCAAUCCGAAGAACAUACGGCCAAGGCAUUUCAGGCCUGAUCGUGAACAUCCUAUUUUUCUUAGGAGUUGACGGAAACCCCAAGUCCGAUGUGCAGCGACAAAUAGACAAGGAGAUGUCGGAGCACCGUGACAUCAUGCAGAUGGACUUCAUCGACUACUACUACAACAACACCAUCAAGACGAUGAUGUCGUUCCGCUGGGUGUACGAGCACUGCUCGCACGCCGACUACUACCUGUUCACCGACGACGACAUGUACAUCUCCGUGAACAACCUGCUGGGCUACCUCCACGACCGGGAAGCGACGCGGCUGGCCGCCACCAGCUCGCCAGAUGCGGCCGGCCAGCUGCAGAGCGACUUGUUGUUCACCGGGUACGUGUUCCGCUCGGCUCCGCAGCGGUUUCGGUUCAGCAAGUGGCGCGUGUCACUCGAGGAGUACCGCUGGGACCGAUGGCCGGACUACGUGACGGCUGGAGCCUACGUCGUAUCCAACAAGGCCAUGCGUGUCAUGUACAUUGGCAGUCUGUUUGUGAAGCACUUCCGUUUCGACGACAUCUACUUGGGCAUAGUGGCGAAGAAGGUGGGCAUCACGCCAGAGCAUUGCCCGCACUUCUACUUCUACAAGAAGGAGUUCUCUCGCGACGCCUACGAAAACGUGAUAGCGUCACAUGGUUACCAUGACCAUGAUGAACUCAUCAGGGUCUGGUACGAGAUGAAUAGUAAAGAUUUUAUGAGAUGA